CUCUUCUCUCCUUCGUCUCUGCAGUCUCUCCUUCACCACUCCCUCGAUCACAACCCUGCCCACACACACACACACACACACUCACUCACUCACAACUCGUGGACACAACAAACGCGUUUCCUCUACACUGACUCUUUUGCUCCUCUCCGUCCCUCAUCCUCACACGACUAUCGUUGCUGUCGCUACGGUUGCCUAAUCGUUACUAAUACCUCAACUAAUACUACUAUUUUUGCUAUAAACGUAGAGUUUGGAGCAACUACAUUUCCUGCUCAUCUUUCUUCGAAUUUGAAUUCAGAGAACAUUUUUUAUUUCUCGACGCUGUGAUGACCAACCACGAGUUUUGGAUUGUUGCCGUGCCGUCUACGGGCACGAGCGGUGAAUUGUGUGACGAAUUUCAACUCCAAAUCGGACCAGACUCUUCCAACAAGCUAGUCGACUUGGUCGUUCCUUUUCGUGUGCCUGGUUUCAAGAUCGACAGCUUGGACACAUUGAUUUCACAAAGUGAGACUCUGGAGAAACAAGACGCUACGUGCCGGAAUGCCGUGAGCAAAAUCACCGAGGUGCUCCAUGCUGCCUUUGUGGAUUCUACAGAGAGCAUGGAGGCCUACCUGACGGUGCAAAACAAAGCACCACAAGAAUAUGUGACGUCGUUUGAAUGGAACACCGGCCGUUUCUCGCCGUCUCGUGGCAUUACUGCACUUGCUGCUGGCAUAACAAAUGAAACGGAAUUGUUGGAGAAUGAUGUGCGGGCCAAGUUCAGUGCAUACCAACAAGCCAGCAAGGCGUUGCAGUCUAUCGAACGCAAGCAAUCAGGCAACCUCUCUCAGAAAUCACUUGCAGACAUCGUGCAAGAAGAGGAUGUGGUUCAGGAUUCGGAUUACUUGACGAAUGUGUUUUUGGCUGUCCCAAAGAACUUGGUAAACGAGUUUGAGUCUUCUUAUGAAACUAUGACCAAUCUCGUGGUACCUCGCUCAGCCAAGGUGUUGGCCGGAGAUGAGGAGUUUGUUUUGUACACGGUGGUUGUAUUCAAAAAGACAUCCGAAGAAUUCGAAAACAAGGCCCGUGAGAAGCACUACAUUGUUCGCGACUUUUCCUUCCGUUCAGGCAUGAAGGAGGAAGAGCAGCGGGAUUUGGAGAAUGCUUCGGUGGAAGAGAAGCGUUCUUGGACCUCGUUGGUUCGCUACGCUGCUGUCGCUUACUCAGACGCAUUCCAGGCCUGGAUGCAUCUCAAGUGUUUACGUGUAUUUGUCGAAUCUGUUUUACGCUACGGCCUUCCCCCCGACUUCUCUGCGGUGUUAUUGAUGCCCCGGGCCAAGAGUGCUAGCAAGCUCAAGAACCUUUUGAGCAAAAAGUACUCGUAUCUCGCGCAGACACCUACGAGCAAGCCUCAAGCAAAGGAGCUGGAGGAGAAGCUGGCAGACGUGAGUCUCGACGAGGAGUACCUGCCAUUUGUGUUUUAUUCUGUUAGCUUUUAGAGCGUCGCCAGUGCCUAGACUGGGCGAGUAAUUGGUCUAUAAUAUUG
Messenger RNA from Schizosaccharomyces japonicus yFS275, 1522 nucleotides. RefSeq names its product V-type ATPase V1 subunit C. The transcript has 8 exons. Bases 324 to 1475 code for a protein of 383 amino acids. The record is from RefSeq and is a predicted model, not a curated record. NCBI's taxonomy places the organism in Eukaryota, Fungi, Ascomycota, Schizosaccharomycetes, Schizosaccharomycetales, Schizosaccharomycetaceae. Gene Ontology annotation, molecular function: proton transmembrane transporter activity; proton-transporting ATPase activity, rotational mechanism. Gene Ontology annotation, cellular component: proton-transporting V-type ATPase, V1 domain. Gene Ontology annotation, biological process: proton transmembrane transport.